CUGCAACACAAGGGAAUAAAAUUGUGGGUUUGAAGUAUAAUCCCACAUCCAUUGCUAUCUAGAAAAUGUCUUAUGGAUCCAUUGAUGGGAGUGGAUUUGGGAGCAGAAAUCCAUUUGGAGGCCCUUCGAGACAAGGCUAUCAACCUCUCGCCACCCAGAUUGAUCCCAGCGAACUACAGGAACUUUUUCAGGAGACUUCAGCCAAUGUCUUCCGAAUUAACUCCAAUGUGACCUCUCUGGAACGAAGCCUUCGAUCUCUGGGGACCUCAAAUGAUACUCAAGAGCUGCAGGAUGGACUGCAUGCAACCCAGCAGGAGACUAAUAAAACCAUCACGACUAGCACCAAAGCCAUCAAGCAGCUAUCUGAGGUUGUCAGAGGCUCAUCCAGGCAAGAGCGACUUCAGCUGGACAGGCUGAAGAACCAGCUGUCAGAUGCCAUCCAGAGAUACGGAGCUGUGCAGAAGAAAAUAGCAGAGAAAUCCAAAGCUUUGCUUCCUACUGGGCAGAGAAGUACCAAACAGAGCCCUAGAACUCCCUUCUCUGACCUACCUGAUGAUGAGAAGAUCUUUAAUGGAGGAGAUGGCACGUGGCAGAACCAGAGCCAGGAUCAAGCCUUGCUCUCGGAAAUCACGGAAGAGGAUCUGGAGGCCAUCCGUCAGCGGGAAGAGGCCAUUCAGCAGAUUGAGAGUGACAUGUUGGAUGUUAACCAGAUCAUUAAAGACUUGGCCUCCAUGGUGCAUGAGCAAGGAGACACAAUAGAUAGCAUUGAAGCCAACAUUGAGACUGCAUCUUCUAAUGUAGAAUCAGCCAAUGAGCAGUUGGCAAAAGCCAGUCAGCACCAACUACGAGCCAGGAAGAUGAAGUGCUGCCUUCUCUCUGUCGCAUUGGCCGUUCUGCUGUUCAUUGUCGUAAUCAUUGCGGUCUCAGUCAAGCACUGAUCUGGCUGUGGUUUCCACAGAGCCUGUGAUCACCCUGUGAAGUGGAAUGGAUUCUCAAGGCAUUUCACAUUCAGGCCCCACGUCAAUGUCUGCUUUACCGAUCACGUCAUAUUAAAACUGCUAUAGCCAACAAACACUAAUUGUAUGAAAGAAAAGCUAAGUUUUAUACUGUGUGUUAGUAUAAUUGUGAAUAAUUUUUCCUUUUUUUUUUCCCUUCAUUGCAGACAUGUUUUACCUUAUAUUACAGAUUUUAAUUAUGUCCCCUGCGUAUCUGGGGAAUGCUAUUUCUUUGCCUCCAGAUUUGGUACACAGCGUGCUAUAAGAUACGUAGCGGUUAAUUCAUCUUUAUUGUUUGUGUUUUUAACAUGCUCUUGAUCUCCAGUUCUGCUCAUUUAAAACCAUGAAAGUCAACAUGUUAUUUUUGAUUCUUUUUUGUUGUUGUUUUUGUAUAUUUUAAAAAUAAUGUAGCUUAGAUUCUCAUACCAUGCACUGCUGUUUUAGAAUUUCCUCUGCCAUUUCUGAGCUAAGCAAUUUUACGACUCUAUGUGCCAUUUACAAACACAUCAAUUAGAUGCUUAUUUGAUCCCAUUGUAUGCAUAGAACACCACAUUUAUUUAUGAGAAACACUAGUGAAAGAGCAGGACAAAUAAAGAUUAAGAUAUAUUGUUACCAUUUUUUUAAAAGAAAAACACCUUUAAUCUGUUAAAAAGAUCAAGCAAGUUGUGUCAUGAAAAAUGUCAGAUUUUGCAUUAGAUUUCAUUUCAUAUGUCUCAAUGCAACCAGCACUUGGGAUUUUGUUCCAUUUGCACACACAAUAUUUUCUGCUGAAAACAUGAUUGCAAAUGUCAUUUAAAUUCUUCUUUAAAUGUGUUGUGUACUAUAAAUGCAUUUUUCCUCCAGUAAAUAAAGCAUUUCAAAAAUGG
Gavia stellata (red-throated loon) is the source of this 1861-nucleotide messenger RNA. It is a transcript of the gene TSNARE1, whose product is annotated as t-SNARE domain containing 1. Gene Ontology annotation, cellular component: membrane; SNARE complex; endomembrane system. Gene Ontology annotation, molecular function: SNAP receptor activity; SNARE binding. The coding region runs from base 66 to 938 and encodes 290 amino acids. The transcript is spliced from 12 exons. The record is from RefSeq and is a predicted model, not a curated record. Gene Ontology annotation, biological process: vesicle-mediated transport; intracellular protein transport; vesicle fusion. Lineage: Eukaryota; Metazoa; Chordata; Aves; Gaviiformes; Gaviidae.